AUGUUUCAACCCCGAAUUGCCCUCCAGGGUGUUCGGCUACCUUUCAGGUGUUUACCAUCUAUCCCAAUUCGCCGCUUCGCAUCUGUCGUCAAUGAGUCCGAGACUUCUGCCACUCAACCUUCAAACUCGAUAUAUGAUACUGCAGAAUCUUUUGCACCUCAACCACAACGUGAAGCAACCGGUUUGCGUCUUCGCACAUAUCGUCCCAUUACUCCCGGUGUGAGACAUUUACGUCGGCCAAUUAAUGACCAUCUGUGGAAAGGCCGCCCAGUCCAUCGGUUGACUUUUCCCAAGCGCGGUCAUGCAAAGGGUGGCCGUAAUAACUCUGGCCGUAUCACAAUGCGCCAUCAUGGCGGUGGUCACAAGCGUCGGAUUCGUACUGUCGACUUUGUGCGAAUGGACCCAGGCGCUCACCUGGUAGAGCGUCUGGAGCAUGAUCCAGGACGGACUGCCCAUAUUGCUUUGAUCCGCAACAAGAAGACCAAGAAGCUAAGCUAUAUUUUGGCUCCAGAUGGUCUGGCGGUCGGCGACACGGUGGAGAGUUAUAUGUCUGGUAUUCCCGAAGAGCUUUGGAAGAGCAUGGGUGGUACCGUGGAUCCUGGUGUUUUGGCUGCAAGAACUGCCUACAGAGGAAACUGUCUUCCUUUGCACAUGAUCCCGGUCGGUACUUCAAUUUUCAAUGUUGGACUACGACCUGGCAUGAAGGGCCAGCUGUGCCGGAGCGCUGGAACAUAUGCCACCGUGGUGGCCAAGGGUAGUGAUUCCAGACAGAAGGAUUUGGAAGGAGAACAAGAAGCUGAGGCAGCAAGACCAGUGGAUGAGACAGAGAAGAAAAAGGGCCUGACAUCGAAGGAGAAGCAGGAACGUCAAAAGAAGGAACGUGCGGCCCAGCAUAUCACCGUUCGCCUGUCCAGCGGCGAAGUUCGGCUGAUCCACAAGGACUGCUGUGCUACCAUUGGAAUUGCAAGCAACCCUAACUACCAAUACACUCAGCUUGGUAAGGCUGGACGUUCCCGCUGGCUGAACAUUCGCCCAACCGUGCGUGGUUUGGCUAUGAAUGCUAUGGAUCACCCCCACGGUGGUGGUCGUGGUAAGUCCAAGGGUAACGUCGAUCCUAAGAGUCCUUGGGGUAUUCCGACCAAAUCCGGUUAUAAGACCCGCCCCAAGUGGAAGAUCAACAAGGCCGUCGUGCACCCCAGACCUCGCAACCAAGGCCAACGUCGCCGUGGAUACAACUAA
Messenger RNA from Penicillium taxi, 1239 nucleotides. Its product is annotated as mitochondrial 54S ribosomal protein uL2m. The record is from RefSeq and is a predicted model, not a curated record. NCBI's taxonomy places the organism in Eukaryota, Fungi, Ascomycota, Eurotiomycetes, Eurotiales, Aspergillaceae. Gene Ontology annotation, molecular function: structural constituent of ribosome; RNA binding. The transcript is spliced from 2 exons. Bases 1 to 1239 code for a protein of 412 amino acids. Gene Ontology annotation, biological process: cytoplasmic translation. Gene Ontology annotation, cellular component: ribosome.